AUGGCCACCACCGACCCAAAGAAGAAGAUGGGAAAAAACAAGGCUUUUGCCUCGGGGUACGCCCUCACUAACGUGUUACGGUCAGAACCCCAGAUCGACAACGUCAUCUCCUUGCUUCUCAGCCACCUCGACCGUUUUGCCCAAACAGGGGAACAGACAAAGUAUUUCACAUUCACGUCGUUUGAUGUAACAGAGGAGAUCCUCUUCUCCAGUCAAUUCGGCUUCUUGAAAACAGGGACUGAUAUUGGGAACGCAAUUGCGAAUGGGUACUGGUUGUCAAUGUACGCUUCUGCCAUGGCAUUUUAUUAUUAUUUUCAUGUUGCGCCGCUGGGGAACCCGGUGGUUACCUGGUUGAAUAUUCUGCCUUAUGGGCAUUUAUUUGAGACGACGAUUAAAGCGAUGAAGACGAGGUUGCGGGAUGAAAGAGAUGAUGAGUCGAGGUUUGAUAGUGUGGGGUGCUGGUUUAGGGCGAUGGAGAAGGAUCCUGAGAGAAUCAAGUGGCGGGAUGUGCAGGCUGUGACGGUGAGUACGGUUGGGGCGGCGAGUGAGACGGUUAGUUGCGCUUUGCAGAGUUUUGUGUAUUAUAUGAUACGGACACCGGGGGUUUAG
Messenger RNA from Podospora pseudopauciseta, 609 nucleotides. RefSeq lists its product as uncharacterized. Gene Ontology annotation, molecular function: heme binding; monooxygenase activity; iron ion binding. Lineage: Eukaryota; Fungi; Ascomycota; Sordariomycetes; Sordariales; Podosporaceae. The transcript is spliced from 2 exons. Bases 1 to 609 code for a protein of 202 amino acids. The record is from RefSeq and is a predicted model, not a curated record.